UACUUUUACUACUUCCCACAGUUUCCCAUCUCUCCUUUUCCGUCGUUACCUAUUGCAGAGAGUGUCGAACGUAUUCCGUGCGAUAAUAGUUACAUCUUUGUCUUAAAAUGGCAAAGUUACGCGUCGGGAGUGUCCUUUAAAAAGUCGCACGACUUUUGUAUUUGCGACGCGAACGCGAGUGAGUGCUUUAGACUGCGAGGACUGAGAGGAGGAGGUGGUUCAGGAGGAACAUCGGGCGCCGGCGGAGCAACAUUUAGAUUAACUUGGCAGACCAACAGAACAACAACUCCGCUGCUGCGCAUCGUGCCGGUGAGAUCAUGCUGCAUUACCGUCCUUACCACGAUAGAGGCGGGUCCACUUUCUACUAAUUGGAUGACUGACAAAGAGUUAACUUUGCUGUGCGAAGUGUGCGAAGAUAAGGCUGCUGGAUAUCAUUACGGGGUGUUUUCCUGCGAAGGAUGUAAGUCAUUCUUCGGCCGUAUGUCUAACAGGCAGAACACACCGAGACCGUGCAGAAAUGACAACAAAUGUACAAUCGAUAAAAAAAGUCGAAAGUUGUGUCAAACUUGUCGGUUCCAAAAAUGUAUGAAAGCUGGAAUGUCUAAAAAAAAAUCACGCUUCGGGCGACAUUCAAACUUAUUUAAAUCGGAGCUUCUUUUACUAGCGAUGCUUGAAGCUUUACAGAAGGCGCCCACCGAAAAUGAAUACUUGUACGAGACUUAUUUCAUUAUAAGUAAUUUAUUACGCAAAUCGAUUGAUACAAACGAAGCAAUAAGGAAUUUCCAAUCGAUAAUUGAAAGACAAAGGAAUUCCACUAUUAACAUCCAAUUGAGCCGAGAGUUGAAUCCAGCUGAGUCAAGAUGCGUUGCGGACGAACGAGAAGCCAGUUUCAGAGACAAUGUCGUAACGAACGACCAUCCGGCGGCUGGUAAUACUUUAGACUUGUUGGUGACACUUAGAGAGUUCGACUUGGAAAGAAUGCAAGAAAGCAUUCAAAAUCAAUCAAUAGAGCAAACCGAACCUUUAGACCUCAGUGUACGAGAUGAGCGUCACAAACUGAGAACACCUUCAAACUAGAGGACAACCAACAGAUUCUUAUUUGACAAGAUCUUUGCCAACACUAGAAACUAAGAGUCUUUCUUGUGUUUGUGCGAGAUUGCUGUGUUUGCUGUGAUUGUUGUAUUUGCUGCUACGUACAAGAUGCACGUUGAAUAUACUAUGUAUAUUAACGUGAUGCGCCGACUCUGCAGGUGUCAUUAAUCAAUUGCAGCACGAAGCGCGAACGUUGCAAAAUCAUCGAGUUACGGAUAGAAGCCCACGCAACUGACCUUGAUGGGUCGAUCGUUCUUUACAUCCGGAUUGAACCAUACGUGAUGCCUUUUUCUACAUUUGUCAUUUUCGAUGCUUGUCGAAUUACACACCUCAUCCCCAAUAUUUAUUAUAUUCAUUAUUAAAUAUUUAAAAAAAUUGUUGUUAUAUUUAUUACAUUUUUACAAUUCCAAAAACAAAUAUAUGACAUUUUAAAUGAUUUUAUUGAUCCAUAUUUCUUUGCAC
Molecule: messenger RNA, 1554 nt
Organism: Linepithema humile (Argentine ant)
Lineage: Eukaryota; Metazoa; Arthropoda; Insecta; Hymenoptera; Formicidae
Product: nuclear hormone receptor family member nhr-85-like
Biological process (GO): regulation of transcription by RNA polymerase II
Cellular component (GO): chromatin; nucleus
Molecular function (GO): nuclear receptor activity; estrogen response element binding; zinc ion binding
Source: RefSeq, a predicted model, not a curated record